Messenger RNA from Saxophila tyrrhenica, 1887 nucleotides. RefSeq names its product mannosyltransferase (gene ALG9). NCBI's taxonomy places the organism in Eukaryota, Fungi, Ascomycota, Dothideomycetes, Mycosphaerellales, Extremaceae. Gene Ontology annotation, cellular component: endoplasmic reticulum membrane. Bases 1 to 1887 code for a protein of 628 amino acids. Gene Ontology annotation, biological process: protein N-linked glycosylation. Gene Ontology annotation, molecular function: alpha-1,2-mannosyltransferase activity. The record is from RefSeq and is a predicted model, not a curated record. The transcript has 2 exons.
AUGGCAGAGAAGAAUGACAAUGUUGUCCGUCAAAGACGAGGACCUGCGUCUUCUGCAGACCCGACACCACGCCCACUGUCAAAAGCAUCACAAACCUCUGGACCACCACAAGCCGGACAAGUCCCACUCAGUCCAUCUGUCGCCUUCGCAAUCUUCUUUGCCAGCCAUAUCCUAGCCGCCUUCUACCAUCCUAUCAACGACUGCGACGAAGUGUUCAACUACUGGGAACCGACGCACUACCUCACCCAUGGCCACGGCUUCCAGACCUGGGAGUACUCGCCCGUAUACGCAAUCCGAUCCUGGGCGUAUGCUGGUCUCCAUGCCCUCGCCAUCUUACCGGUUCAGCUCCUGCCUCUUACGGGGAGUAGCAAGACCAUCGAGUUCUACUUCCUCCGUCUAGUGCUUGGAUUCGUCUGCGCUCUCUGUGAGACAAGACUGUACUCGAAGAUAGCUUCGGUCCUCAACCCACGGAUUGCUGUCACCUUCUUGAUCAUCAUGGCCACAUCGCCAGGUAUGUUCCACGCCAGUAUCGCUUACCUGCCCUCCAGCUUCUCCAUGUACACGACGAUGCUCGGUAUGGCGGCCUUCAUGGACUGGCGUGGCGGACUGCGAACGACUCAAGGCAUCUUUGCUAUUGGUGCUGGAGCGGUACUUGGCUGGCCGUUUGCCGCAGCCAUGGCACUGCCGUACCUGCUUGAGGAGGUUGUGCUUGCGACCAUCAGCGACCGGCAAGGCGUGCUUGAUCUCGUCUGGCGCUUUGUAGACGGUAGCGUGCGAGCACUCGCUAUCCUUGCUCUACAAGUGGUCACCGAUACCUUUUUCUACAAGAAGCUAGUUGUGGUACCAUUCAACAUUGUCUGGUACAACGUGCUCUCUGGAAGCGGCGGUCCAGAUCUCUACGGCACGGAGCCAUGGCAUUUCUACCUGCGCAAUCUGUUCCUCAACUUCCAUCUCUGGCUGCUAUUGGCGCUUCUUUCUCUGCCGCUCUUGCUCGUUCAACACUUCUCUCGCGCCAAAGGCAGCACAAGCGCCAGCCACCUACGAGGCAUCGUCUUCCUCUCUCCAUUCUACCUCUGGCUCGCCGUCUUCACCUUCCAACCGCACAAGGAGGAGCGUUUCAUGUACCCAGCCUACCCAGCGCUCGCGUUGAAUGCGGCAAUGGCAUUACACAUCAUCCUGGCAAACAUCGGCUCUACUAAUCCGAAAGACCUAGUCAGCAAGAUCCCAAUCCAACUACGCUUCAUCGCCAUCCUGGGUUUCGUGUUCACCUGCCUCGGGCUGUCCGCCUUCCGCACUCUCGGCACAAUGACGGGUUAUAACGCACCGCUGGCCAUUUACCAACCUCUUCACACACCUGGCCUUGCCCAACCCGGCGACAAUAUCUGCUUAGGCAAAGAGUGGUACCGCUUCCCAUCCCACUACCUCCUGCCCGCAGGCACCAACGCUCGAUUCAUCAAGUCCGAGUUCAGCGGUCUCCUACCCGGGGAGUUCUUGGAAAGCUCCUCAGCCAAGAUUCCAGGCCUCUUCCCAGCUACAUCAACCGAGCCACCAGGCAUGAACGAUCAGAACCUCGAAGACCCGGCAAAGUACACAGACAUCAAGCACUGCAGCUUCCUCAUCGACGCCCAUCUUCCCAGCACAGGCGUCUCGAAGCUCGAGCCGAACUACAACGCUGACACGGAGCACUGGGAACGAGUCAAGUGCCUGCCAUUCUUGGACGCGGCGAACUCUGGGGUUGUCGGACGACUUGGAUGGGUGCCAGAUUUUCCAAUUUUGCCACAACAACUCCGGCGAGUGUAUGGCGAGUAUUGUUUGCUUAAACGAAUGCAGACGCCGGUGGUCGACGGAAGGGUUGACCCGGUGCCGCAUAUCGAGACGUUGAGCUGA